CUCAGCGCAUCCAACCACCAUAACCGCAGCUUCAGCAGUCGUCGAUCCUGUCCUAUUCCGUCGUUCAUCUGCCUUACCUAUUGCAUCUGAAAGCCCUGUUCGGUGUCUUGCACCUAUCAGGGAAAACGUGCGCACUGCACCCACUCUUUCCGGCUGGAGUCUGGGAAAUCUGGACGGUCCCAGGUAGAUCGGUGCUAGGGCAAAACCUUGAUAAAAAUAACUUGUUCGAUCUUGGGUCCGACGGCCAAUUGUAUACGCACUGGAGACUCUUGAUGAUUCGGUCCGUGACGAAAGUAAACGCUAUCCGCAUGCGACUUGCAGAUCUUCCAGAGGGAUAUAAUAAAGUCGUGCAUCUAUGACCUUGCAGGACACGACCCGCCCCCUCCUGCCCUCUAUAUUAUCGAUACCCUCUGCCACUAGCGUCGUACAUCACUCUUCACAAUCCAUUCUCCUCUCAUUCAUGAUGAAGUUCACAAACUAUCUUUUGACAACUGCAUCACUCGCAAGCAGUGUCCUAGCGGUUCCAGCUCCCCGCACCGGCUUGGAGGACAGACUCCGUACGCGGUCAUUGCAGCGCCAGUCACAUCCUCUUGCACCACUUCCACUUGACACAUCCACCAAAGAGGAGUCCCGACUCCUUGAACCUGACGAAAAUACUACCCAUGUUACAUACAGCAGUAAUUGGGCGGGCGCAGUGCGCGAGCAACCACCUCCGCAAGGCACGUAUUCUGCCGUGUCGGCAACCUUUCGCGUACCAGAACCCACGGCGCAAGGGGGUAGUGGAACGCAGGCUGGAUCGGCCUGGGUCGGGAUAGAUGGCGACACAUACAGCAACGCCAUUCUCCAAACAGGAGUCGACUUCUACGUGGAAAACGGGCAGACGUACAACGAUGCCUGGUAUGAGUGGUAUCCAGACUAUGCAUACGACUUCGACCUGGAUGUGAGCACAGGUGACACAAUUGUCGCCAAGGUGGAAGCCAUCUCGCCGAGUCAAGGCGUAGCCACAAUCGAAAACAUAUCAACAGGGAAGAAGGCCACGCAGACGAUCAAAGCCCCAGCUGCGACAGCCACUCUUGCCGGACAGAAUGCCGACUGGAUCGUGGAGGAUUUCCAGUCUGGCGACUCAAUGGUCGAUCUGGCUGGCUUCGGGGAAAUCAGCUUCUGGGGCGUGCAAGCACAAGGGGGAGGGUCUACAUGGGGUGUAGAUGAUGCGACUAUUGUCGAGCUGAAGCAGGGCAACCAGGUGUUGACGGACGUGGACGUGCAAAGUGACUCGGCCUUCACCGUGUCAUAUACGAGCUAAUGUGAUGGUAUAUAAUUGCAUUUUCUCAUUCUUCGAUCAUUUUUCUCCUUUUUGGCCGGUGACAUAAUUUCUGUGGUUGAUUUUGAAGACGCCUUGAUGUAUUUCGGUAGUACUACUUAGCUUAAGGUUGAUACAUCCAGCAUGCGGGCUCGGCUAUUGGGAGGAACCAAGAAGGCUAUAUGGCCCUCGGGUAUUUGCCGCAUUCUAUGAUCGCAUGCCUUUUCGGUUUUCCUUAUAUAUAUCAACUUUCUACUUCCCUAAA
Aspergillus piperis CBS 112811 is the source of this 1565-nucleotide messenger RNA. RefSeq names its product A4/G1 family peptidase. Lineage: Eukaryota; Fungi; Ascomycota; Eurotiomycetes; Eurotiales; Aspergillaceae. The record is from RefSeq and is a predicted model, not a curated record. Gene Ontology annotation, biological process: proteolysis. The transcript is spliced from 2 exons. Bases 356 to 1303 code for a protein of 315 amino acids. Gene Ontology annotation, molecular function: glutamic-type endopeptidase activity.